UUCGACAAGAGAAGAAAUUUCCCAGGGGGGAUCUUCGAGUAUGUGGACGGCCCCAACGCCCAGGUGAUGAACGCCGAGGAGCAAGCCUUCAGGUUUUCUGCCAACAUCAUUAAUAGAAAUAGGACUCUGCUGCCCAACACAACGCUAACGUAUGACAUUCAGAGGAUACACUUCCACGACAGUUUUGAAGCCACUAAGAAAGCCUGUGACCAGCUCGCUCUUGGGGUGGUAGCAAUAUUUGGGCCUUCUCAAGGCUCCUGUACCAAUGCCGUUCAGUCCAUUUGCAAUGCACUGGAAGUCCCCCACAUACAACUCCGGUGGAAGCAUCACCCGUUGGAUAACAAGGACACUUUCUAUGUCAACCUUUACCCUGACUAUGCUUCUCUGAGCCAUGCCAUUCUGGACCUCGUACAGUAUUUGAAAUGGAGGGACUGUCCUAGCGCACCCCUCGCGGAGAAAACCCACGCCAUGUCCUGCAGUUGGUCCGCAAAGAAAGGGCUCAUCCGGCUGCAGGAGCUCAUCAUGGCCCCGUCGCGGUACAACAUCCGGCUCAAGAUCCGCCAGCUGCCCCUGGACACGGAGGACGCGCGGCCGCUGCUCAAGGAGAUGAAGCGGGGCAGGGAGUUUCGCAUCAUCUUCGACUGCAGCCACCUCAUGGCCGCGCAGAUCCUCAAGCAGGCCAUGGCCAUGGGGAUGAUGACGGAGUACUACCACUUCAUCUUCACGACGCUGGAUCUUUAUGCAUUAGACCUAGAACCAUACCGCUACUCCGGAGUGAACCUGACCGGCUUCCGCAUCCUCAAUGUGGAGAACCCCUACGUGUCCUCCAUCAUUGAGAAGUGGUCCAUGGAGCGCCUGCAGUCAGUGCCCAAGGCCGAGACGGGACUGCUGGACGGGGUGAUGAUGACAGAUGCUGCCCUGUUGUACGACGCGGUCCACAUCGUCUCGGUGUGCUACCAGCGCGCCCCGCAGAUGACCGUCAACUCCCUGCAGUGCCAUCGACACAAGGCCUGGAGGUUCGGCGGGCGCUUCAUGAAUUUUAUAAAAGAGGCCCAGUGGGAAGGAUUAACUGGACGGAUCGUCUUCAACAAAACCAGCGGGUUAAGGACCGACUUUGACUUGGAUGUCGUCAGCCUCAAAGAAGACGGCCUGGAAAAGGUCGGAGUGUGGAACCCGUCCGAGGGCCUGAAUAUCACAGAGAUCUCCAAGGGACAAGGGCCCAACGUCACCGACUCGCUGACCAACCGGUCUCUAAUUGUCACCACCAUCCUGGAGGAGCCCUUCGUCAUGUUCAGGAAGUCAGACACGGCCCUUUUUGGGGUAGACCGCUUCGAAGGUUACUGCAUCGACCUGCUGAGGGAGCUGGCCAACAUCCUGGGCUUCACCUACGACAUCCGGCUCGUGGAGGACGGGAAGUACGGGGCGCAGGACGAGAAGGGCCAGUGGAACGGCAUGGUCAGGGAGCUCAUUGACCACAAAGCGGACUUGGCUGUUGCUCCUCUCACCAUCACGCACGUGCGGGAGAAAGCGAUUGACUUCUCCAAGCCCUUCAUGACCCUGGGGGUCAGCAUCCUGUACCGGAAGCCCAACGGGACCAACCCCAGUGUGUUUUCCUUCCUCAACCCCUUGUCUCCCGACAUUUGGAUGUACAUCCUCCUCGCCUACCUGGGGGUCAGCUGCGUGCUGUUUGUCAUAGCCAGGUUCAGCCCGUACGAGUGGUACGACGCUCACCCCUGCAACCCGGGGUCCGACAUCGUGGAGAACAACUUCACGCUGCUGAACAGCUUCUGGUUCGGGAUGGGAGCCUUAAUGCAGCAAGGGUCUGAGCUGAUGCCCAAAGCGCUGUCCACGCGGAUCAUCGGCGGUAUCUGGUGGUUCUUCACGCUGAUCAUCAUCUCUUCCUACACGGCCAACCUGGCCGCCUUCCUGACCGUGGAGAGGAUGGAGUCUCCCAUCGACUCUGCCGACGAUCUGGCAAAGCAGACGAAGAUCGAGUACGGCGCUGUGAAGGAUGGAGCUACGAUGACCUUCUUCAAGAAAUCCAAGAUCUCCACGUUUGAAAAAAUGUGGGCUUUCAUGAGCAGCAAGCCGUCCGCCCUCGUUAAAAAUAACGAGGAAGGAAUCCAGAGAACCCUCACGGCUGAUUAUGCCCUGCUAAUGGAGUCGACCACGAUUGAAUAUAUCACACAAAGGAAUUGCAACCUGACCCAGAUUGGCGGGCUAAUUGAUUCCAAGGGCUACGGCAUAGGAACUCCCAUGGGUUCGCCGUACCGGGACAAGAUCACCAUCGCCAUCCUGCAGCUCCAGGAGGAAGACAAGCUGCACAUCUUGAAAGAGAAGUGGUGGCGAGGGAACGGCUGCCCGGAGGAGGAGAACAAGGAGGCCAGCGCCCUGGGGAUACACAACAUCGGGGGGAUUUUCAUCGUCCUCGCGGCCGGCCUGGUGCUCUCCGUCUUCGUGGCCAUGGUCGAGUUUCUCUACAAGCUGCGCAAAACGGCAGAGCGUGAGCAGCGCUCCUUCUGCAGCGCCAUGGCGGACGAGAUCCGGCUCUCGCUCACCUGCCAGCGGAGGGUCAAACACAAACCCCAGCCCCCCGUCAUGGUGAAGACUGACGCGGUGAUCAACAUGCACACGUUCAAUGACCGGCGGCUACCGGGCAAGGACAACCUGGCGUGCAACACCGGAUUGACGCCUGUGUUCCCGUAGGGCUCGGGGAGCCGGGACGGGACGCCCCCUCGACGAGGGGAGAAGGGAUACAAGUACAUUCACAACAAGCCUGGUUUGGUUCAGUUUCAAGAACAAGGCCUUUAAGACACAACUCCAUCAGUCACCGGACUAGGGACGGGAACUGCAACGCAUGGGCUGUAACCGGAGCGGGGGUGUUGGGGGGCUCUGGUUUUGCUUGGGGGGCAGUUUGGGGGUUUGGCUUCAUUUUCUUUUCUUAGAAAAGGCUUUGGCCCUACACGCCUCAUGGAGACCAAACCCUGAUGUUUGCACACACGAAGGCGAGCGGGAAUCAAGCCAAACGGACCCGCAGUGGAUAACGAGGACCCCCCUCCCACAAACCCAAGGCUUCCUUUAGCAUGGCAAUAAAAAAGACCCGUUUUUGUUCGUGCCGGCGUGGAACGACGGACCGUCCGCGGGAGCACCCGUUCCAAGCAGACACACAGCACACGGCAUGUCCAGGAAGAGGAAAAGAAGAAGAACCGGCGGUCAAAGCCGCCCCCUUCUCUCAGCGCCGCUCGCCGUGACCCCUUACCUCAGCGCUGCGCGGGCUGUGCGUGGCCAGUUGCAGGAAGGCCACGCGCGCGUGCCGGGAGAAGGCCAAAGGGGUCUUGAGAUAUGUCAGAGAUAACAAGGGGCCGAGAUCUGGAUCCGCGGCCCCAGGGGAAGGGACGUGGGGAGCUGCGCCCAGUGGGAAGCGACACGCGCUCCCGGGUGCCCGGUCUCCGCACGCUGCCCACGGCGGGCUGCGGCCCCUUCCCCGCUGGGGCCACAUGCAGCUCCCCGUCUGCCACAAAGGAGCGCACGGUGCUGGUGAGCCUGCACACUCACUCCCACGUGAACAAGAAGGGAAGUGCGAGAGCUGUCUCCAGAAAGCCAGUGCCACUUGCACCAACAAACCGGACCGCGGUGAAUAAUCGGCCGUUUUGCGUUGGUGUUCACAUCAGGCGGCGGCGGCGGCAGUGGGGGAGGAGCGGUUGGUUCGGUAUAAAACGAGCGUCUUGUUUGGGAUAUUCCCAGGACGUCCCAGGUUUCUACACAAGCAGGCCGUGCCGCUUGCCCCUGCCCCGCACGCGGCAUUGCCCCUCGGGUCGUGGGUGGAGGGAAGAAAGGUUAAAACACCGUCCCAGGAGCCCACCCCGCUGCGCACCCCACGCGAGUUCAGUCCUGUUGCCAGAGGCCUGUGUGCUGU
This is a messenger RNA of Alligator sinensis (Chinese alligator), 3916 nucleotides long. It is a transcript of the gene GRIK3, whose product is annotated as glutamate ionotropic receptor kainate type subunit 3. The record is from RefSeq and is a predicted model, not a curated record. Lineage: Eukaryota; Metazoa; Chordata; Crocodylia; Alligatoridae. Gene Ontology annotation, biological process: modulation of chemical synaptic transmission; monoatomic ion transport; synaptic transmission, glutamatergic. Gene Ontology annotation, molecular function: kainate selective glutamate receptor activity; transmitter-gated monoatomic ion channel activity involved in regulation of postsynaptic membrane potential. The transcript has 17 exons. Bases 67 to 2706 code for a protein of 879 amino acids. Gene Ontology annotation, cellular component: postsynaptic membrane; kainate selective glutamate receptor complex; plasma membrane.